Messenger RNA from Eruca vesicaria subsp. sativa (arugula), 3145 nucleotides. Lineage: Eukaryota; Viridiplantae; Streptophyta; Magnoliopsida; Brassicales; Brassicaceae. The record is from the annotation of a GenBank genome assembly.
AAAAAUAAAAAUCAAGGAAAAAAAGUUCAGUCCUUUGAGGAGAGCACAGCGAGAGAGGUGAGAUUCCAAAGUCUUCUCCUUUUCAUCACUCCUUUUCGUGAAUCUGGUGUUGAAGAUCUGUUGAAGACUCUGGAUUAACGAUGGGGGAAGAAGAUACGAAAGUUACUCUGGAGCCAACAGCAAACGGGGACGGUUCUCUUCAAAAGCCAUCAGAUGCUAUCACUGGAAAGCUGGCGGAGGAGAAUGUUAGUGACAAAGUAACACAGGGAAGCAAGAAUGAUGAGGAUACUGGACCUGAGAAAAUGGAGAUAGAUGGUGGGAUCAAGCAACAUGAAGAUAGAGAGGAGAAAGCUGAGACUGAGAAAACAGAAGAGAAAGAGGUCAGUGAGGACAAGGAGAAAGCUGAAACUGAGAAAACAGAAGAGAAAGAUGUCAAUGAGGACAAGGAGAUAGCUGAGACUGCUAAAACGGAUGAAGAGAAAGGACAACCAGAAGCUUAUAAAAUGGACGAAGACACAGAUGUCAAGAAUUUGGAAGCUGAUGAUGGUGUUUCUGGAGAUGCUACAGAGGAGGAUACUGUGAUGAAGGAAACCGUGGAGUCUGAAGACAAUAAAGACAUUAAAGGUGGUGCCGAAGAUCAAAAGGUGGACAAGAAAAAUACUACUGAAGGAGGCCAGGAUAAGACUGAGAAAGAAUCACAGGAGGAGAAGCUAGAAGGAGGGCAAGUAAACGGAAACGAAGAAGGGAAUAAAGAAGACAUCAAAGAGGAAGAGAAGUUGGUUGGUGGAGACAGUGUCGGUGAGGAUGAAAAGAAGGAUAAUGACAAGGAAGAGGCACCAAAGGAAAAGCAUGAGGGUAAAAUGGCUGAAGAUGAGAAGGAGGAAGAAACAAACAAAGAAGGGGAGAAGGAAGCAAACAAAGAAGAUGAACUGAAGGCAGACACUGAAGUCAAUGACUUGAAAGUGGAAGACGAAAAAACAGAUGAUAAAAAUGAAGAUAAAGAGGAGGAGACAAAGGACAAGAAGGAAGAUGAAAAAGAAGAGCGCAAUGAUGAUAAGGAAGAUGAAAAUGAAGAUAGCAAGAAGUCUGGCAAGGGAGGGAAAGGGAAGAAUGAGAAGGCUCGCGGGAAGGCAAAGAGUGAGGAAAAAACAAACAAAGAAGAGGAAGUGGAAGCAGACGCUGAGGUCGAUGAGCUGAAAGUGGAAGACGAAAAAGCAGAGGGUGAAAAUGAAGAUAAAGAGGAGACAAACGACGAGAAGGAAGAUGAAAAAGAAGAGAGCAAAGAUGUUAAGGAAGAUGAAAAUAAAGACAGCAAGCGAGGAAAAGGAAAGAAUGAGAAGGCUCGCCGGAAGACAAAGAGUGAGGAAAAAAAGAAGGAUAUUGAACCUAAGACCCCUUACAGCAGUGACCGCCCUGUCCGUGAGCGAAAGUCUGUUGAAAGACUUGUCGCAGUGGUUGAUAAAGAUUCUUCAAAGGAACUCCAAAUUGAAAAGGGAAAAGGAACACCUCUCAAAGAUAUCCCCAAUGUUGCUUACAAGAUAGGAAGGAGUAAGGCUGAUGAAGUUUUAAGGCUGCUGCACACCAUUCUAUUUGGUGGGAGAAGAGGAAAAGCUGCUCAGGUCAAGGCAAACAUUUUGCGCUUUUCUGGUUACAAAUGGCAAGGAGAUGAGGAAAAGGCAAAAGAUAAAGUACAAGAAAAACUCGACAAAUGCAACAAAGAAAAGUUGCUGGAGUUCUGCGAACUCUUGGACAUACCAGUUACCAAGUCUAGUACAAGAAAAAAGGAAGAUGUCAUUGCAAAGCUGUUUGAGUUUUUGGAAAAACCUCAUGCGACAACUGAUGUUCCAGUUUUUGAGAAAGAGAAGGGCUUAAAGCGCAAAAGAACUCCUAAGAAGAGGUCACAGGCUGGAAGUUCGUCUUCAAAACGAUCAGCAAAGAGCCAAAAGAAGACGAAGGAAGCAACAAGGACUGACAAAAAGAGCUUACCUCAUUCUGAUGAUGAGUCUGAAGAAGAGAAAGAGGAGGAGGAAGAAGAAGAAGAGAACGAGCAGGAAGAAGAGAUCGAAGAGGAGGAUAAUGAAAACGGGAUUCCUGAUAAAUCAGAUGAUGAGGCGCCUCAGCCUUCUGAAAGUGAGGAGGAGAAAGAUGAAUCUGAGGCGGAGUCAGAGGAAGAAACUAAGAAGAAGAAGAAGCGUAGUUCUAGGACUGUAUCUGCAAAGAAAUCUGCAGGUGGGAAAUCAAGAAGCAAGAAAGCUGCAGUCUCCACGAAAUCCAGUCCACCCCCAAAGAAAGUUACUCAAAAGCGCUCAGCAGGAAAACGAAAGAAGAGUGACGACGACAGUGAUUCAAGUCCAAAGGCAUCAUCCUCUAAGAGGAAGAAGACUGAAAAACCGGCCAAGGAACAGUCUUCGGUUCCUUCAAAAUCGGCAUCAAAGGAGAAACCAGGAAAAGGCGGAAAAGGGAAAGGCAAAAACAAGGAGCCUAGUGAUGAGGAGUUGGGAUUUGCAAUCGUUGAUAUCUUGAAAGGGGUGGACUUUAACACGGCCACAUUCACUGACAUCCUCAAGCGACUAGCUGAGAAGUUCAGUCUCGAUCUCACGUCAAGAAAAUCAUCGAUAAAGCUGAUGAUCCAAGAUGAGCUCACUAAGCUAGCAAACGAAGCCGAGGAUGAGAAAGGAGAAGAAGAGGAUGCUGAGAAAGAGAAAGAUGGAGAAUCUGGUGGUGGAGAGGAGGUUAAGGCCUGAUCACAAAUCAUAUAAAUGUAGUCUUAGCUUCAGUUUAGUCUCCAAGGGGUCUGUCUCUAUCCCCAUUUGCCUAUCGUCAUGUCAUUAAGCAAAUAUUUUAGAGCUUGUAACUUGUUUCUUGUUUCUGGUCUGGAGUUGUGCUACAAGCAGGGAUUCUUUUGUUUGUUUUUACUUUUGGUAGAGUCAGAAGGAGAAGCUGAUGAGGAUUGGUUAACGUUUUAUGUAAGCAGCUUCAUUUGUGUAGACAAUUUGACAAAAGCUCCUUCAGGAUUUAUGCACCACUUAAACACCCUAGUGAUUUUUGGGUUUUCAUUUUUAAGAGCUUUUGUUCAAACUCAAAAGAUGUAAUAUUCACAUGCUUUUUCUAGGAGACCACUGAUGUCGACAUUAAUGAUCUUUAC